This is a messenger RNA of Sphaeroforma arctica JP610, 849 nucleotides long. RefSeq lists its product as hypothetical. Gene Ontology annotation, biological process: microtubule-based movement. NCBI's taxonomy places the organism in Eukaryota, Ichthyosporea, Ichthyophonida. The annotation marks the transcript as partial. The record is from RefSeq and is a predicted model, not a curated record. Gene Ontology annotation, molecular function: microtubule motor activity; ATP binding; microtubule binding. The transcript has 5 exons.
AGGUGCUACAAAACAUCAAGGAGUUAGGCGACGAGGGGUGGGAGUACAAACUAAAUGCGUCCUACUUUGAGAUCUACAAUGAAACGGUUAGGGAUCUGCUCAACCCCUCAGACAACACAAAAGGCCUUGCCAUCCGCGACAAUGGCACAGACCAACCCUAUAUCGAGGGGCUGCACUCAGAAGUAGUGUCGUCAGUGGCGUGUGUACUUCGAUUGGUCACACGCGCAGAGUCACAUCGCAGUGUGGCAGGCACAGACAUGAACGAACGCUCCAGCCGCAGCCACAGUGUGUUUGUGCUGCGAGUUAAUGGCGAACACAAGGACAAAAACAAGAGUGUGAAGGGUGUGAUGUAUCUGUGUGAUCUGGCGGGCAGUGAGCGUCUGGCCAAGAGUGGCGCUGAGGGCGAUCGGUUGAAGGAGACCCAGGCCAUCAACAAGAGUCUCAGCAGUCUGGCCGAUGUCUGUGGAGCCCUCAAAACGAAAUCCGGCCAUAUUCCUUACCGCAACUCCAAACUGACGCAUGUGCUGCAGCCGUGUUUGUCUGGGUCUGGCAAAGCCCUCAUGUUGGUAGCUCUGUCGCCCGAGGAAGCGUCUGCAUCCGAGACAAUGUGCUCGUUAAGGUUUGCGCAGCAGGUCAGUCAGACGGAAUUGGGUAAAGCGAAAGCACACUCGGGAGACGGUACGGGCUCCAGCGGCACAGCGACAACCGCCAAUAACACCGCACAGGUCACUUCAUUGCAUAAUCCUCGCAAAAGAAAACACGGCUAGUAGAAGCUGGGGUAGGGCUUGGACUGUCAACAAGCUACACAAGGAUAUAUAUUUAAUUAAAAUACAUGACACUAUUCGCAUA